This is a messenger RNA of Eremothecium sinecaudum, 2904 nucleotides long. It is a transcript of the gene CCC2, whose product is annotated as Cu(2+)-transporting P-type ATPase CCC2. The transcript has a single exon. Gene Ontology annotation, cellular component: membrane. The coding region runs from base 1 to 2904 and encodes 967 amino acids. Lineage: Eukaryota; Fungi; Ascomycota; Saccharomycetes; Saccharomycetales; Saccharomycetaceae. Gene Ontology annotation, biological process: copper ion homeostasis; monoatomic cation transport. Gene Ontology annotation, molecular function: copper ion binding; ATP binding; P-type divalent copper transporter activity. The record is from RefSeq and is a predicted model, not a curated record.
AUGCUAUUCUCCGCGCUUUUAUUAAUAAGAGAGGAAAUCGAGCAGGAAAAAGUUCAGGGUAUAUACAGUAAGCUGUUAAAGAUGAAUGGUUUAGUUGAUGUUAAGGUUUACAAGAGCACUAGGGAGGUAAUGGUUACUUUUGAUGACAGUGUGUUGACUUUAGAGGGUGUUUUAGAUACAGUAAACAAGGACGGCGUUAACGUGGAAGUUGUGGAUACAGGUGGCAGGAGCGACACAGCAACGGCGGUGGUUUCCGAGGAGGGGUCUAUUGGGCAGGAUAUUGAUCGUGCACGUGGUAGUUUGGAAUCGGAUAGAGAGACUGAUGAUCUGCGCCAGACAAACCCUGUGGGGAAGAACAGUGGGUCUGGCGGAGCCCUAGGCCCCGAAAGCGAAGUAACUGGAGCACAAGGGGCUACAGCUGUGCCUGAAACAGGGGUAAAGCCUUUGGAGGAUUUGGGCGAGGUCAGCCUUCAGAUUCGCGGAAUGACUUGUGGGGCGUGCUCUUCUUCCAUUGAGUCCGUUGUAGGCACGUUGGCGGGUGUUUCGCAGGUAGAGGUUUCGCUAGUGACAGAGGUCGGCAAAAUACGGUUUGAUAAGUCCAUGGUGGGCGUAAGGACAAUUAUAGAGACGAUAGAGGAUUGCGGGUUUGAUGCUACCGUGCUACAGAAACUGGACAAGGAAGCACAACUUGAGCAGCUUGCAAAGACCCAGGAGCUAUAUAGGUGGAAACACAAUGCGACGUACUCGUGCUGCAUAGCUGGAACUGUGUGUGUGCUUUACCUCCUUUUGCCAUUGUUUGUACCUUCGGUAGUAGGUAAAUUUCCUUACAAGGAGACAGCAAUAUCUGGGCUGUUUUACCGCGACAUAGUUGGUCUAGUGUUGGCUACGUACUUGCAUGCCACAGUUGGGAGAUAUUUCUACACAUCUUUCGUUAAUUCGAUAAAGCACUACUCGGGGACCAUGGAUACGCUAAUAUUUAUUUCCACUACCACAGCGUAUGUUUUUUCACUUUUCACCAUGGCCAGAAAUGUUGCGAUGCGCACACCAAAGAUGCCAAUGGUGCUAUUUGAUACAUCGGUUAUGCUAUUUGCCUUCAUUUCCGUAGGGAAGCUGAUGGAGAGCAAGGCCAAGUCAUUUACGUUAAGCUCGUUGUCGAACAUGGUUUCACUGUUACCCACUUCGUGUACAAUUAUUGAGGAAUCAGGAAACCGCAGGGAGAUUCCAGUAGAGUUACUCCAGGUUAAUGACACUAUAGAGCUUUUGCCUGACACCAUUGUACCAGCAGAUGGGAUUGUUAUUGAGGGAGAGAGCGAAGUCAACGAAUCUCUAGUGACGGGUGAGUCAAUGUUCGUUCUGAAAGACGUCGGGUCGACAGUCAUUUGUGGAUCAAUUAAUGGACCAGGGCAGCUCAUUUAUAAAGCGACGAAUGUUGGUGAAGAUACAAGGCUUGCUAGCAUUAUAACGGCAAUGAAAGAGGCGCAACUAAUUAAACCUCCUAUUCAAAAGUAUGCUGAUUUUAUGGCAGCUAAGUUUGUUCCUGUAAUAUUAACAUUGUCUUUGAUCACGUUUUUGACUUGGCUAUACGCAUGCUAUGUUUUAAACUGGACUCCGAGUGUUUUCAAAAGUUCCAAUGGCCCGUUCUAUACUUGCAUGCAAUUUGCUAUCUCUGUCAUCGUGGUCGCCUGUCCAUGUGCACUUGGCCUGGCGGCUCCAACCGCAAUAGUUGUUGGAACUGGCGUUGGUGCAGAAAAUGGUAUUAUCUUCAAGGGAGGGGGAGAUGCUAUCGAAAAAGUGAAUGGAAUAAAUGCGUUUUUGUUUGAUAAAACCGGCACUUUAACCACAGGGAUUAUGGCAGUUACGAAGUUUCAUCCAUUUAUUCCAAUAGAGAAUAUCACUGUCACUCAUUGGAGACUAAUCAACUUGACAGAGCGCAUAAGCCAGCACCCAAUAGCCAAUGCUCUGGUGCAGUACUCUGACCAAUACUUACAAGAAGACACAGAACCUGAAGUAAAAGUUAUAAACCAAAAAGUUAUUAUGGGUAAUGGUGUGCAGUGCACAAUUACUCUUGAAGGCCAAGAAUACGACGUCGUAGUAGGAAAUAGGCGUAUUAUGCCGGUAAAAAUCGAUUACCCAACUUCUGAGACAGAAUCCUUUGUUAGUAUCAAUAACGAAGUAUUGGGGGUUUUUGAAUUUUCUGCAUCAAUCAACGAAGAUGCUUAUGAACUAAUUAACUACUUACUUGUACAAGGAUAUUAUAUUGGAAUGCUGACGGGUGACAAUCACGAAGCAGCCGUGAAGGUCUCAUGCAAGCUAGGAAUACCUGCUAACAACAUCUACAGCGAACUCCAGCCCGAAGACAAGUGCGCUAUUGUUUCUGAGUUAAGAAACACGCACGGAUACAAAAUUGCAUUAGUUGGGGAUGGUAUUAAUGACUCAGCUGCCCUGGUCGCAAGUGACUUGGGUGUAUCAUUAUCCAGUGGAAGUCAGUUGGCCAUGGAAGCUUCUGACAUUGUUCUUUUAAAAGAUGUAGAUACCGGCAUUUUACAACUAAGAAAGUUAGUAUACGCUCUUGACAUUGCUGCCAAAACGUAUCAACGCCUCAGACUAAACAUUUUCUGGGCAAUGUUCUACAAUUCGUUCAUGGUCCCUAUAAGCAUGGGUAUUCUCGCUCCUUGGGGUAUAUAUCUGCCCCCAAUGGCUGCUGCUGCUGGUAUGGCUCUAAGCUCCGUCAGCGUUGUUACCUGUUCGCUGUUGUUGAAAAGAUGGAAAGCUCCUGAUCUAUCUCAACCUUCAAGAGGUAAAGUGACACUAAGAACAAGGAUAAAAGAUUGGUGGCAAGAUUUCAGGUCGCCACCAACUUUAACCACCGAAUUAGAGAUGCAAGAACGCUUCAUCCGCCAGUAA